AUUUAACAAGCAUAAUAAAGCUAUUUCUUAAUUCCACUUCCAUACAACACAACACCAUACAACACACCCUCUUGCUGCUCAAGUUGCUCUAUAUCUGUUUGUUUGCAAUUCAAGAGCUACUCCUUUCGAUAUCCAUGGCUGAACUGAUUGCUGAAGCUUUUUUCACCGCUUAUUUUGAGCAGUUCCUUAAUAUGAUUCUUUCUGGGGAGGUCCUCAAAUUUGUUAGUGGAAAGAAACUCGAUGAUGGGAUGCUCAAGAAGUUCAAGACCAUGUUGCUGUCUGUUAAGGCAUCGCUGAAUGAUGCUGAGAAGAAGCAAAUAUCAGACCCAGAUGUGAGGCAGUGGCUCGAUGAGCUUAAAGACACCAUGUACCAUGCAGAGGACUUGGCGUAUGAGAUUGAGACUGAAGCUUUGCGAUGCAAGAUUAGAGGUGGUCAAUCUGGAAGCCGCAUAUUCCAGGUACUUAACUUCUCAUCUAGAUUCAAUAUUAAGAAUCUUGAAGAUAGGAUAGUGGAGAUCCUUCACACACUAGAAGCCAUUGUGAACCAAAAAGUUCAUCUUGGUUCGAGUGUUUCAGAAUGUUCUGAUCAUCAGAAUAAAUCUUCAUCAUAUUCUCCACCACUACUACCUGUGGAAGAAGAAUCUGAUAUUUAUGGCAGAGACGAUGACAAAGCCGUCAUCGUUAAGCUGUUGCUGUCUGAUGAUGAUCAUGUGGUAGGUAGUAAUAACAUAUCUGUAAUUCCUAUUGUGGGUAUGGGCGGUAUAGGAAAGACCACCCUUGCUCGGCUUGUUUAUAAUGAUGUCAAUGUGAUGAAAAACUUUGACCUACAAGCUUGGAUUACAGUGUCAAAUGAAUUUGAUGUUUUCACAUUGACAAAAACAAUUUUUGAAAGAAUCACUGAACAAAAAGAUUGCUGUAUCAAGCAUCCAGAUCAACUUCAAAGUGAAUUGAAGAAAGUUGUAGAAGGGAAGAAGUUUCUCCUUGUUCUCGAUGAUGUUUGGAACGAGAAUUAUAACCUCUGGGAUAACUUAAAGAGUCAAUUUACGUUAGGAGCAUUGGGGAGUAAAAUCAUUGUGACUACACGCAUUGGAGGCAUCGGAUAUAUGAUGGGUACCGUUCAAAAUUACUGCCUUGAAAAAAUAUCUGAUAAAGAUAGUUGGCAAUUAUUUGCAAAACAUGCAUUCCGAAAAAUAAACCCAAGUGGAAUUCAAGAUUUUGAAGAAAUUGGUAGAGGAAUCGUUAAAAAAUGCAAUGGCCUUCCUUUAGCUAUUAAAUCGCUUGCUGGUCUUUUGUGCUCCAAAAACCAUAUCGAUGAAUGGGAAGAUAUAUUACACAGCGAUACAUGGAAGUUGCCAAAGGAGAAGUGUGACAUUCUUCCGGCUCUUUGGCUGAGCUAUUACUAUUUGCCUCCACAUCUAAAACGAUGCUUUGCAUAUUGCUCAAUUUUUCCUAAAGAUUAUGAGUUUGAAAAGGAAAAAUUAAUUAUGUUGUGGAUGGCAGAAGAUCUUUUGAGACCCCAACAAAAUAAGAUGCCAGAAGAAAUUGGAGAGGAGUACUUUAAUGAUCUUACAUCAAGGUCAUUCUUUCAUUGUAGUGACAACGGUUUUAUCAUGCAUGACCUUGUUAAUGAUUUGGCUUCCUUUGUUUCUGGAGAAUUUUGUUUGAGGUUUGAUGAUGCUUACUCAAAAGUUUUUACCGGGAAAACUCGUUAUUUGUCAUGCAUCACAUCUGAGAGCCAUGAUAUCAAGAAGCUAGAGGAAUAUUUAUCUAAAAAUAAGGUGUUUCGCACUUUAUUGUUUCAAUCUAAUUGUUCUAAACAAUUUUUGACAAAUUUUGAACAAUUGAAACCAAUGCGAUGUUUAAGAGCACUUUCUCUAUAUGGCAGUGUUAUUACAACAGGCCUUGAUUUGAUUGGUAGUUUGAAGCUUUUAAGGUAUUUAGAUUUAUCUUUUACUCAAAUUGAAGAAUUACCCAAUGCAAUUUGCACUCUCUAUAAUUUGCAGACACUCCUGUUACAUUUGUGUAUUAAACUUUCUAUGUUGCCUAAUUCAAUUGGCAAUUUGAAGCGUCUUAGAUAUUUGGGUUUGUCUUACUGUUUUAGACUUAAAAAGAUACCCGACACAUUAUGUGAUCUGCAUGAUCUGCACACUCUGAAUUUGAGUUCUUGUGGAUAUCUUUCUCGUUUACCAACCGAUAUGUCAAGAUUGGUCAACCUGCGGUAUCUGGGCUUUUCGUAUACAGGGGUAACUGAGAUGCCACAGCAAAUGUGCAAAUUGAAACAUCUGCAAUAUUUAAAACCUGCCCUUCUUGUGGACAAAAAUGGUGGACGUAAUAUUAAAGAUUUGGGUAAUCUUGAAGAUUUGCGGGGUUCUCUUAAGAUCAAAAACCUUGAAAAUAUAGUGAAUGUUAAAGAUGUUUUGGAGGCGAAAUUGGCAAAUAAAAAGCAUAUUACAGAACUUGUAUUGGAGUGGUGUGGUGAAACGGAUGAUUCGGAGAAAGUACGAGAGGUACUUGACAGGCUUCAACCUCAUACAAAUGUCCAACAACUAACACUUUUUUGUUACCAAGGUACAAGGUUUCCAAGUUGGAUAGGACAUCAUUCAUUUCGUCACAUGGUAUCUUUGAGACUAAAUGAUUGUAGAAAUUGUUGUUGGCUGCCGCAGCUUGGACAGCUACCAUCUUUGAAAGAUCUCCACAUUAAUAUAUUUGAUAUGGUGGAGAGAAUAGGUGAUGAAUUUUAUUAUUGCAGCAGCAGUACAAGCAGUAGUUCUUCUUCUUCUUCUUCUUCUUCCAUGAUUACACCGCCAUUCAAGUCCCUGAAUUUCUUACAUCUUUAUAAAUUUAGAGAAUUAAGAGAAUGGAAGGAUUGGUCAUUGAUGGGAAGGGAAGGAUCAGAAGGUGGAGCUUUCCCACAACUCAAAACCCUUAUAUUAGAAGCAUGUCCGAAGAUAAAAGUGGAGUCCUUACCUCAUUUUCCAUCCUCGACUACUCUUGUCAUCGAGAAAUGCCAACAACUGGUUGCUUCAUUGCAAAGUCAUCAACUUCCAUGGCUGCGUUCGUUGGAGCUACGAUCUUGUUCAGAGCUGGUGACAUUUCCAAGUCAAAGCGGAUUGCCCUCAAACAUCCAUACGCUUAAAAUUGACAGGUGUGGUAAACUGGAGUCACUUGCAAAAGAAGGAUGGCCUUCAAAUUUAAAAUCGCUGGAAAUUUACAGGUGCAGGAACCUCUUUGUGGACGUCCAAUGUUCAUUUCCUGAGGAAGGGCUACUCCCCACCACUCUGACGUGUAUUAAGCUUGAUUAUGUUCCAAACCUCAAAUCCUUGAACGGCAAGGCUCUUCAAGACCUGGUAUGCCUUGAAAAACUGACCAUUAAAGAGUGCUAUAAGCUGCAGUGCUUGCCAGAAGAAGGGCUGCCCGAUUCUCUUUCUGAGCUGAAUAUCAUCAGGUGUCAUACUUCGCUAGCUGACCGGUGCCAGAGAGAUACAGGGGAAGAUUGGCUAAAAAUUGCUCGCAUCCCUCGGAUAAACAUUGCCUGUGCUAAGAAGGUGAAGCUGAUGUGGAAGUUGCCAACUUCCCCUGUUUUCUUACCCUGCAUACCCUUGGCUGUGGAUGCACCUAGAAUUUCUGUUUGACUAGGUUUCUCUAUUAACUCUGUACAUUUAAUAGUAGAAUUACAGUAGGUAACAAAUAUAUUGGCUAUGGCUGAUAUGAGAUAGAUGUUGGCUUUGGUAUAGCUAAAGUGUCUUUUUGCUUACUUUGACAGAUAAGAGGCUUGAUUGAUUUUGUCCAAUGUUGCUAUAUGCAAGAGUUUUAUUUCUUUAAAUCCCAUCUAACAGUUCUAUGUAUAAAUUGUGCUUAUUUAGCUUCAGGGUUCUUUCACCUGCGGAAAUUGAUGAUUACUUGGCCUAUAAGUAGAGUAAAUCCUUUGCAAUUACUGUAGAAUAGCAGUAAGAUAUUUCACUAUAUUGUCAGAAUAGUGUAAUUUGUUGACUGUUGAAGACUAUUUUGGAAGAUCUAUAAUGGUUUGCAAACAUCUUCCUGCUCCCCUCUUCUGUGUAAUAGGCAGAGUAGGCUUUCACAUGUUUUACGUUUCAUGUUAAUCCUUAUAAACUAAUCACUCGUUUUAAUUUUUAUUUUUCUUUAAAAUCUUACAAUUUACGACCAGUCUUGACUCUGAUGAAAGAUAAUGGCUCAUAUUUGAUGAGUAAUAUUCUGAACAUAAUUCUUCAUAUUGAAAAGUUCCUGUGGUUUUUAUUACAAAUUACUCAUAAGCUUUCCUAUUGUAGAGGGGGGGAAAAGCUCAACAUAGAGGGUUUUCUAUGCAUAAUCAUACUUUAAAUGAGACCAUACAGGCUAUCCCAAUAGAUGAUAUUUCAAAACAAUUCUCUAAACAUAAAAAAUUCCUUGAAAAAAUGCCUCCAUUACCAAAAGUCAGCAGAGAACACCUGAGAUCACUAAGAUGGUGAAACCUUUGAGGAUCCCUCAAAAUCAUGCAUUCCAAAAAGCAAUAAACCCAAGUGUGGUUCAAGAUUUUGAAGAAAUUGGUAAAGGAAUUGUCAAAAAAUGUAAUGGACUCCCUUUAGCUGUAAAAUUGCUUGGUGGUUUUCGGUGCUCCAAAAACCAUAUCAACGAAUGGAAAGAUAUACUACACAGUGAUAUAUGGAAGUUGCCUACAGACAAGUGCAACAUUCUUCCUGCUCUUCGGUUGAGCUACUACGAUUUGCCUUCAGGUUUAAAAGGGUAUUUUACUUAUUGUUCAAUUUUUGCUAAAGAUUAUGUAUUGGCAAGGUUUUUUUGUUUUUUUUGUUGUUUUGUGUUUUUUUUUUUUUUUUUUUUUUUUUUGGGUGGCUGGCAGAAGAUCUUUUGCAACCCCAAGAAAAACACACUAGAAGAAAUUGGAGAGGAGUACUGAAUGAUCUUAUAUCAAGGUUAUUGAACAAACACGGGACGUUGCAACUGGCUUCCUCACAACAUAAAACCACUUUUAAAUCUUGUAUUCUUGCACGUGCAUCAGUCAAAAAGUAAAAUAUUAAUCUGCAAGGUCCCAAUGAACGCAGCCUUGGCUCAGUUUUUACCUCAAUUUGCAUCAUGGCUUUCAUCAAUAAAAUACAAUAUUACAUCAAACCAAGAGUUUGAAUUAUUUGUUCAUUGGUCAGUAUACAGUAACAGAAAUAUCUUUUUAUUUUGAGAAAAUUAUACGGAGAUAUUUUGUUCCAUCAUCAUCAUUAGCCUAGCCUUUACAACUAUUCAGCAUUUCAAAUUAGUUUGGUCAACAAAUAUUCACGAGUAUAAUAUACUUUCAUGAUUUAUUACCCUCUCUCUACAAUUCCAAAUUUUCUUUUUUAUGUUUUUCUUGAAUUACUACGUUUCUUCCUCUACAAUUCAAAGUUUCUUUCCUAUGUUUGACAUGUACACAUUCACACACACACACACACACACACAUAUAUAUAUAUAUAUACAAACCAUGCAUGCAACCCAACUUCAACUAAAAAUAUUCAAAACUAAACCAUCCAAAAGUGCAUAUACAGCUUCAGAGAUCAACUUCUGUUUUGAGCUACCAGCAAGAGAAGUGGUAGAAUAAUCAUUUCCUCCCAAUGUCAUCAUUCUCUUUCGAAGCUCUGGCAAUGGCGGGAGCAGACUACCAUGACAUUGAUAUAAGUUUUAAAGAAUGGGAAGCCGAGGGAUUGGAACAUACUCCAGCCCACUUACUCGCCGAAGAAGACGAAGAUGAAGUGAUCAGAAGGGAUAGCAAGUACGGCGCUGAACACUUCAACACCCAUUUCUUGGAUACCAAGCAAGGAUAUGAUAUAGGUUCUGGUGGUAAUUAUAAGGGUAAAAAAGAUGAUUUGGUGAGUGUAAUGGGAAACCUAAGCAUGGGUUUCCUUGGGAUUGUCGAGAAAAUUCUGUCAAGAAUUUUGGGUUUGUUAAAAAAAUGGUAAGAACCAUCUAAAGGCUGCUAUAGUUAGGAAUAUUAUUAGAGAUAUGUAAAAUAAUUAAUUCAGAAAUAUCUAAAGCGAAAGAAAUUUUUUUAUUCAGCUUUA
Molecule: messenger RNA, 6041 nt
Organism: Ziziphus jujuba (common jujube)
Lineage: Eukaryota; Viridiplantae; Streptophyta; Magnoliopsida; Rosales; Rhamnaceae
Product: putative disease resistance RPP13-like protein 1
Exons: 2
Coding region: 135-3632 (1165 amino acids)
Biological process (GO): defense response to other organism
Molecular function (GO): ADP binding
Source: RefSeq, a predicted model, not a curated record